AUGGCUUCUUCGCUGCCAGCCCAAGCUUCGUGUCUACAAGACCAGCGCUACACAGAUGGCCACUUCCUCAACGCGCGUGGUCAGAAGCUUUUCUACUGCGCCGCCUUCCCCCCCGAAUCGCACUCGCUGCGCUUCACGCACGUGUACCGACACUUGUGCCUCAAUGGCUACGGAGUGAUUGCGUAUGACAUGCUGGGUCACGGCCAGAGUGAAAGUGAGAAGCCCGGGCUACGCGCACACGGCUCCGAGUUCCAGUACUUCGUGGACGACACGAACCAGUUCGAGCUUCUGACCCCCCAUUAG
Molecule: messenger RNA, 303 nt
Organism: Phytophthora infestans T30-4
Lineage: Eukaryota; Oomycota; Peronosporomycetes; Peronosporales; Peronosporaceae
Exons: 3
Coding region: 1-303 (100 amino acids)
Cellular component (GO): membrane
Molecular function (GO): lipase activity
Source: RefSeq, a predicted model, not a curated record